AUGGCGCCUUACGAGGCAUUGUAUGGUAGAAGAUGUAGGACACCUCUAUGUUGGGUAGAUUCCAGUGAGAGCAUUGCCUUAAGACCUAAGGUAGUUCAGCAGACCAUUGAAAAGGUCAAGUUGAUCCAAGAAAGGAUGAGAGCAGCCCAAAGUAGGCAGAAGAGCUACUAUGAUAAGAGAAGAAUGGAUCUUGAAUUUGCUAUAGGUGAUCAUGUAUUUCUGAGAGUUACUCCGUGGACUAGGCGUGUCGGCCCAGUUGCGUAUCAGGUGGCUUUGCCACCAUCUCUCUCAAAUCUCCACAGUGUCUUCCAUAUCUCUCAGCUCAGCAAAUAUGUCCAUGAUCCGUCGCACAUGAUCGAGUUGGACAAUGUCCAAGUGAAAGAGAACUUGACCUAUGAAACACAACCCCUGAGGAUCGACGAUCGUAUGGUUAAGCAGCUAAGGGGGAAAGAGAUUCCCUUGGUCAAAGUAGUAUGGGGAAGUGCUUCAGGCGAGGAUGCCACCUGGGAACUAGAGGGUCAGAUGCGUGAUGCAUAUCCUACCUUAUUCGAUACCGGUGUGAAUAAUGUGUGCGAUGUUGUGAAGUAA
Molecule: messenger RNA, 588 nt
Organism: Glycine soja
Lineage: Eukaryota; Viridiplantae; Streptophyta; Magnoliopsida; Fabales; Fabaceae
Exons: 3
Coding region: 1-588 (195 amino acids)
Source: RefSeq, a predicted model, not a curated record